GACCAACUUUUGUUUCAGUACGGAUGUUAGUCUCACGACAGAGCAUCUGAAGACUCGUUUCUGCUGAUUCAAGAAGAGGAUGAAGCAAGAACCGGUACGGUUAUGCCGGACUCGAGUACAGCAACAGCAAGGGCUUGUUCAUGGUUCUGCUUCUGCAUCUGCUUCGGAUGGAAAUUUCAUGCAACUAACAAACUUUCCUGGCCAGGGUGGUCAACACGGAUCUUCUUCGUCGCAUUCGCAGCAACAGCAGUAUGGCGCAGCUGGUAAUGCUGGAGGUGCGGGUGGGAACAUGACGAGGGGUCAUCUAUAUUGAAGGAUGGGUGGGAACAUCAUGCCGAGUGCAGAAAGGUCAGUGCUGGAUUCGAUCUAUCACCUGUGGUUUUAUUGUCCGUAGAUGAAAUUUCUACAGGAAUCAUCUAAGUACGUAAAAGAUAUUUCAGGUUGUUUGGAAGUACCACGUAUAUUUAUCACAAUGGAGAUAUCAUGGUCGAGUAUCUAUCCUCCUCGUAGUAAACAAGGAUAAACGCCACAGCCUAAUUCGAUUUCAAACACUCGUAUUCACGCACAAAAAUGAACGAUUUGGUUACAAAACCGAGGGGAUUUUAAUUGUUAAGAUUCAUUGCACAAAGAUGAAAGCGUCAGGACCGGGCUUCACUUGUUAAGAUUCAUUGCACAAACAAACGCGCGCUGUGAGAGUAUUCUCCCACUUUCUUGGAUUCUUAAAUAACGAAACAAAAAACACAUAGAGAAAGGUAG
Messenger RNA from Amoebophrya sp. A25, 756 nucleotides. NCBI's taxonomy places the organism in Eukaryota, Dinophyceae, Syndiniales, Amoebophryaceae. The record is from the annotation of a GenBank genome assembly.